AUGUUCUCCCUACCACCGUCAUCUUUACCGAUCUCCGGUCUUUUUAACGGCGACAUCCAUUCGUCCAAGCCUUUUCACCAAUGGCACCUGUCAGCCGUCAGAUCUGACGGCGACGGCGUGGCCGGUGAAUUGGACGGGUCUGGCCCGCCGUCAGAAGCCGCGAAGCCGGUGGUGGUGUUGCUGGGUUGGCUCGGCGCGCAGCAGCGGCAUUUGCGGCGGUACGCUGAGUGGUACACGUCACGCGGUUUCGACGUAAUCACGUUCGUCAUCCCGUUUAAAGACGUCCUCAGUAUCCGACCCGGAGAGAAGGCGGAAGUCCACGUGGACAGUUUAGUAGACGAGCUGCACAGGUGGCUAUCGGGAACUGGUCCAGAGGCGGCCUUAUCCGCCACGUCAGCCCCCGUGAAUCAGGGAGAGCCGAAAGAGCCACGCACGCUGAUGUUCCACACUUUCAGUAACACGGGAUGGCUGACCUACGGAGCGGUACUUAAUCGGCUGCAUGAUAAGUACGGCAAGGCGGCAAUCGACGCGGCGAUCAAGGGAUGCGUCGUAGAUUCCGCGCCGAUCUUGGAGCAGGACCCGCAGGUGUGGGCGCGCGGAUUCGCCGCCGCGAUCCUGCAGAAGCGCAGCUCCGCCACCCGCGCGGGGCGCACGGAGGUUUCCGCAACUGCGGAAGCGUCCGCUGCUUCUGACUCGGCAGUUCCGAAGGCCGAAUCAUCUUCCGCGGGCGGCUUUGCGAAGGGAAGCGCUGAAGCGGUUGAGAAGGAGGCGAAUGGGAAGGUGUGGGUGGUGACGGAAAGAGGCGAGUGGGACGCACAGCCGAAAGACGAAGCUCGCCCCGCCGCGAUCGACGGUCCGAAGCACCACCAUCGCAGUUCCCUAGGCUUCGCGUCUCUCACUGCUGAGAUGGACGUUGUGGAGGAGGGAGAGGAGAGGAAGGAGAGGAGGCGGAGCGCGGGUGGUGUAGCGGGAGAGCGAGCGGGGGAGGGAGGGGUGAAGAAGGUGGUGAAGGCGGAGGAGGAUGCGGUGGAGAAGACAUUGCUGAACGUUCUGCGAAGGUUCUUCACGUGGGUGCUGCAGCUCCCUGUUGUCAAGACGUAA
This is a messenger RNA of Closterium sp. Yama58-4, 1101 nucleotides long. NCBI's taxonomy places the organism in Eukaryota, Viridiplantae, Streptophyta, Zygnematophyceae, Desmidiales, Closteriaceae. The record is from the annotation of a GenBank genome assembly.